AUGGACAAUCCGACGACCUAUCUGCAAAACUUCACGGCAAUUCUCAACAACGCGAACAGCCUCGUCUUCGAGGAGAAACCGUUGUUGCCGAAGUUCUCCCGCAGGGACUCGUUGUACAUCGUGGUCCCGGUGACGGUGGUCUACCUGUCGAUCUUCGUGACGGGCAUCGUCGGCAACAUCAGCACGUGCAUCGUGAUCGCGCGCAACAAGUCGAUGCACACAGCCACCAAUUACUAUCUGUUUAGCCUGGCGGUAUCAGACCUGUUGCUGUUGGCCUCCGGCCUUCCGGCGGAGAUCUAUCUGGUCUGGUGCAAGUACCCGUACGUGUUCGGCGAGGUUUUCUGUAUAAUUCGCGGCCUGGCCGCGGAGACGUCGACCAACGCAUCGGUCCUCACCAUCACCGCGUUCACCGUCGAACGAUACCUGGCCAUUUGUCACCCGUUCCUCUCGCAGACGAUGUCGAAGCUGACCAGGGCGGUGAAACUGAUCCUCGUGAUAUGGCUGGUGGCGUUUACGUAUGCGUUGCCGCAGGCCUUGCAGUUCGGCCUGAUACAACACAAGACGAACCCGGAGAUGUUGAUGUGCACCGUGAAGAAAGUUCUCAUACAACACUCGUUCGAGUUGUCCACGCUUCUCUUCUUCGUCAUACCGAUGAGCCUCAUCACCGUCCUCUACGUGCUGAUCGGGCUGAAGCUGAGAAAGUCGAACAUGAUGAAGAAGAGCAGCGGCAAGGGGAACGCUGGCAGCUGUAAACACCAUCCUGGCAGGUCAUCGAGAAGAGUGCUCAAGAUGCUUGUUGCCGUGGUGAUUGCCUUUUUCAUUUGCUGGGCGCCGUUUCACGUGCAGCGGUUGAUCGCCAUUUACGGGACGAAGGAGGACCACAUAAGCUCCAACAGCAAGCUGGCCGAGUUCCUCUAUCUUCUCUUCACCUACAUAUCCGGCGUGCUCUAUUAUGUGUCCACGUCGAUUAACCCGAUUCUCUACAACAUCAUGUCGAACAAAUUUCGCGUCGCGUUCAUGGUGAGUAUGAUAAAUAUCAUCACACGCGUAAUUAGAUGGAUCAAUCAACUGGAAACAGAUAUAUAG
Molecule: messenger RNA, 1086 nt
Organism: Heterotrigona itama
Lineage: Eukaryota; Metazoa; Arthropoda; Insecta; Hymenoptera; Apidae
Source: the annotation of a GenBank genome assembly